Procambarus clarkii (red swamp crayfish) is the source of this 879-nucleotide messenger RNA. NCBI's taxonomy places the organism in Eukaryota, Metazoa, Arthropoda, Malacostraca, Decapoda, Cambaridae. The record is from RefSeq and is a predicted model, not a curated record.
AUGGGUUUGAAGAGAUUGUGGGUGUUGGUGUUGGAGCCAGACGAGCCUCAGGUUGUGGCAGUGUGGGUGUUGGUGUUGGAGCCAGACGAGCCUCAGGUUGUGGCAGUGUGGGUGUUGGUGUUGGAGCCAGACGAGCCUCAGGUUGUGGCAGUGUGGGUGUUGGUGUUGGAGCCAGACGAGCCUCAGGUGGUGGCAGUGUGGGUGUUGGUGCUGGAGCCAGACGAGCCUCAGGUUGUGGCAGUGUGGGUGUUGGUGCUGGAGCCAGACGAGCCUCAGGUUGUGGCAGUGUGGGUGUUGGUGCUGGAGCCAGACGAGCCUCAGGUUGUGGCAGUGUGGGUGUUGGUGCUGGAGCCAGACGAGCCUCAGGUUGUGGCAGUGUGGGUGUUGGUGCUGGAGCCAGACGAGCCUCAGGUUGUGGCAGUGUGGGUGUUGGUGCUGGAGCCAGACGAGCCUCAGGUUGUGGCAGUGUGGGUGUUGGUGCUGGAGCCAGACGAGCCUCAGGUUGUGGCAGUGAAUACUAAGAAAUCCACUAAGAAUUCAAAGAAACCCACUAAGAAUACCAAGAAACCCACUAGGAAUACUAAGAAAUCCACUAAGAAUUCAAAGAAACCCACUAAAAAUACCAAGAAACCCACUAAGAAUACCAAGAAACCCACUAAGAAUGCCAAGAAACCCACUAAGAAUACCAAGAAACCCACUAAGAAUACCAAGAAAUCCACUAAGAAUACCAAGAAACCCACUAAGAAUACCAAGAAACCCACUAAGAAUGCCAAGAAACCCACUAAGAAUACCAAGAAACCCACUAAGAAUGCCAAGAAACCCACUAAGAAUACCAAGAAACCCACUAAGAAUACCAAGAAACCCACUAAGAAUGCCUAG